AUAAUGAUUGAGACGAUUAUUAAUUCUACGACGGGUGGAAUAUGACAUAAUAAUAAGCACUUGUUUUUUUCUAAAGUUUCAACCAAAUACUAAGAAAUAUAGAGUACUUCAUAAUUUAAUUAUUUUCUGAAAAUCACUUUUUAAAAUUCAUUUAUUCCAAAAAAUCAUUUUUCAUCCGUAGAGAAGGAGCUAAUCCCAAAUAAAAUACAUCAAUUUUCUAUUAAAAAAUUACUUUUAUAAUUAUCACAUCAUUUUUUUUAUUACUACCUCUGUCACAGAGUAUUUGUUCAGUUUUAAAAUUUGGAGAGGAGGCUCAUUUUUUUUUUAUGAAGGGAAGGGAGUACAACUUUUUGAAAGAGAGACUUUGCAUAUGCUGAGGCCAGGAAGAAGAAUUUAAUCUUUUAGAGGUAAAAGCAAUGGACGAGGGUCGUGGUAGAAAAUACUGCGACCACCCCUUGUUCGGAACCGAGACGGCGGGGGAGGGAAGAAGGCGGCUCUACCGCCUUUUCGCCUCCACCAUUUUCGCCGGCAUCGUCGGCGUUCUCUCCUACAGGGUGGCCCACAUGCCGGGCCCCGACGGCGAAUACGGGAGGGCGGGUUGGAUUGGAAUGCUCGGGGCCGAGCUCUGGUUCGGGUUCUAUUGGAUUCUCACUCAGUUUCUUCGUUGGAGCCUCGUCUUCCGUCGCCCUUUCCCACACAGUCUCUUGAAAAGGUGCGUUGUGCAUGCCCGUUAAGCGUUUAAUUACUCUUUAGCUAAAACAUAAUGACUUUCCUAACUAAUGUAGGAUUUAAAUUUUUUUAUUCUCUAAAUAGGACUUAAUAAUGACCUAGUGGCCGGAAGGAAUAAUGUCCAGUAAUGAUGGACAUUUAGUUGAAUAAUGACUACUUGAUAAU
This is a messenger RNA of Cuscuta campestris, 894 nucleotides long. The record is from the annotation of a GenBank genome assembly. NCBI's taxonomy places the organism in Eukaryota, Viridiplantae, Streptophyta, Magnoliopsida, Solanales, Convolvulaceae.